CCGAGGAGCCGGCCGGCAAGGGGCCAAGCAGUCGCCCUUCACGCGCUCGUGGUCAUCCUGCCUGCCCUCAGGCUUAUGACCCCAUGGGCCGAGAUCUGCCACUGAUCGACUCUCCCUCCCUCCCUCCGCCCCUACUGUCUCCUCUUUCACCAUCUUCUGUAUCCCUUGCGCCUUCCUUCCGUACCGGACGCAGACGGCAGCGAAUACGAUCCCUUCUUGCCACUGCGGAGCAUCAUCACGUCAGCCUUCUGAGGACCUCCCUGAGUGCACCGCCACUGUCAGCGCCUUCUCUUCAGACGCUGGUGUCGCAAUUAAACGCACAAGAUGCGUCUUACCAUGACACUGUCCCUGCUGUCUCUCCUCUCCUCCCUUCUCUUUCUGCUGGCCGCCCAAGGUGUUGCCGCACACCCGACGGGAAUGAAUGUUGCUGCAAGGGAGGCAAGGGCCGGACUAUUCGAAAGGUCAUUGAAGGGCGAGGGCAACGUGCAUCUCGCAGCCCGGGACGAUACCACCAACGUAUGCUCCAUGACCGGCAAUAUGGGUCGCGGGCAAUCAGCCUCCUGGACGGCCACCUUGGCAAUGUCCUGCUGCUCGACCUGGAACGUCUCCACUUGCUACCAACGCACACAGGCCGACUAUAAUGCAACCGAGCAAUGCAUCAUACCAAGCUGCUCCGAUUUGAGCAGUGGAAACUCUGAUCUUAUGCAUGGUUUCACCCCGUUGAGCAGUACAAUCGGAAUCGGCACGAAAAAUAACAGCUAUCUGAUCACAACUUCGGGUGCCUUGGGACUCUUCGCCGGAAGGUACGAGGCAAUGGCCAUCGUUGGAAUGGCAGCAGCACUCCUCGGCGCUCUUUCGCUGCUGUGAGGCUUCCCCUGCAGCAAAGGCAGUGGCAGACAAAAUCGGACGCGACUGUCCCUUCUAUACCUUCUCAAGUUCCGUUGGACCGUACUCUCCCUUUCUGUGUUGUAUUUGUUAGCUUUUGCACUGCACUCUCCUCCGACAUCGUCGGCCAUCUCACGACCCUCAGGCUAUACAAAGCCUUGUAAUGAUGAUCAAUUGCCUCGACG
Molecule: messenger RNA, 1070 nt
Organism: Microstroma glucosiphilum
Lineage: Eukaryota; Fungi; Basidiomycota; Exobasidiomycetes; Microstromatales; Microstromataceae
Exons: 3
Coding region: 325-867 (180 amino acids)
Source: RefSeq, a predicted model, not a curated record